GCAAUGGUCUGUGGACGCUGUUAGUUACAAUUAGUCCCCCAUUUUUAAAGUUAACACAUUUUAACUGUGCUAAAUUGUGCUAGCCAGGGUUUAAACCUGGACCUCUCUUUCACUAGGCGGGCGCCGGGCUGAGGACUAACUUCUAACAAAGAGCAACUGAAAAUCAUGCUGCUGAAACUACUGGUGAUCCUACUUGGCUUCGGUUUUGCCGUUCAUGCGAGUACAAAUGAAGCUGCUCCAAAGGUCAAAACACCUAAAGGAGCAAUGAAGGGCUACUACAAGAUCUCGCAACAUGGUAGGAAGUACGAAGCGUACGAAGGAGUUCCUUACGCGUUACCACCUGUUGGAAAAUUGCGAUUUAAGCCUCCUCGACCGUUACCAACAUGGACUGGCGAGCUAUCGGCCACGAAAUUCGGUUCCAUGUGUCUUCAAUACGAUCAAGUACCACAAAUGCCUCCAGAGAAAGUUGUGGGCGCCGAAGAUUGUCUGUAUUUAAACAUUUACGUACCAGUACAGAAUAAUUUGAAUAAUAAAACCGCAUUGCCAGUAUUAUUUUGGAUCCAUGGCGGUGCGUUCCAAUUUGGUAGCGGCAUGUUCUAUAACCCCAGAUAUCUAAUGGACUAUGAUGUUAUAUUUGUUACAAUUAACUAUCGGCUGGGACCACUGGGUUUUCUCAGCACGGAAGAUGAAGUAGUUCCUGGCAAUAUGGGUCUGAAGGAUCAAAGUCUGGCACUUCGCUGGGUAUCGGAGAACAUCGAAUGGUUCGGUGGUGACCCACAGAAAGUGACCUUAGUCGGUUUGAGCGCCGGCGGUGCAAGCGUGCAUUAUCAUUACUUAUCGCAAAUGAGCGCGGGUCUCUUCCAAGGUGGUAUAUCGUUCAGCGGUACAGCGCUUGAAUGUUGGACGCAAACUGAAAACUCCUUAGAAAAGGCAAAGAAAUUGAGUGCUUUGAUGGGAUGCCCUACAGUUAACUCCAGAGAUAUGAUACGUUGCUUGAGAUAUCGUCCACCUCGCGAGAUCGUCCAGGCUACAAGUCAUUUUAUGUCGUUCUUCUUUAAUCCCUUCACUCCGUUCGGUCCGGUAGUUGAAAAUUUUGGUGAUGCACCUUUCAUCGAUAAAACGCCCAUUGAAAUCAUCAUUAACGGAGAAGUCCAGGACGUGCCCUGGAUUACCGGUGUAACGAGCGAAGAAGGCCUCUAUCCCGCAGCUGAAUUUAUCGCCAGUGAUCGAAAUCUUCAAGAAUUGAAUGACAAUUGGGAUAUUCUUGCACCGGACUAUCUUGAUUUCAAUUAUACCAUCCCUAGAGAGAAACAUGUCGAGAUUGCUCGUCUCAUCAAAAAACAUUAUUUUGGUACAAGACCGAUCGAUCGACAGAGUACGAAGGAACUAAUACAAAUGUCGAGUGAUCGUUUCUUCGUGGUCGAUAGCGAGAAAGCUGUACGAAUGCAAGCCACAGUAAAUCGUAGUCCAGUCUGGUACUACUACUUUAGUUAUAGAGGAGCGCAAAGCUUGAGCGAUGCUAUGAGCGGUACCACUACAAAUUAUGGGGUUUCCCAUGCCGACGAUGUAUUUUAUGUGCUAUGUAGUCCCUGGGUAAACUCAACAACAACACAAAGUGACCGUGAUAUGCAGAAACAUUUACUGAACUUUUGGGUAUCGUUUGCCACGGACGGAAUUCCAAAAAUAGCCAAUGUGAAAUGGCCAAACUUAUCGUUUUAUAAUACAAAGGAAGAACUUCAUUAUUUACAUAUUUCUAGCCCUUAUGAAAUUGAUAUGACUAGCAAUGCUAAUUUUGGAGAAAAAGAAUUCUGGAGUUCAAUUAAUUUCCAAGAGAAUAUAUUAAGCAGCACAACUGGAAUAAAAAAAGAAGAGCUUUAAAUGGUAUCGGAACAAAAGAUGGAUGUUUUUUUAAAUCAAGUUUAUCUUGAGACUUAAUAUUUAAUAUUACUCAGUUUUAUAUGUAUUAUAUUAUACAUAAAUGUUAUAGUAUAUUCUUGUAAACUGAGAAGAACAUUUUUCUUUGUUCCCACUUUAUAAAGAUAAUCAACUAAUUUCUUGUACAAUUAUUAAAAAAUACAUUCCUACAUUAUUAAUAAGAA
Molecule: messenger RNA, 2099 nt
Organism: Vollenhovia emeryi
Lineage: Eukaryota; Metazoa; Arthropoda; Insecta; Hymenoptera; Formicidae
Product: venom carboxylesterase-6-like
Exons: 10
Coding region: 166-1878 (570 amino acids)
Source: RefSeq, a predicted model, not a curated record